AAUUAAAACGAAAAUAUAAAUACGAAAUUUAAAAAGCCAAAUUACUGAAAGAGCGCUUCAUCCCUCUGCUUGCUCCCGCCGCCAACGACAAACCGUCCUCCGCCGUCAACGACGCCGAGCCCGUCCUUAACACGCCUUUGACUCUUGGACAAAGAUUGUUCUUUGACUGAGGGAAAGGUUGAUGGAGAUUGAUAGAGCUGAUGGUCGUACAGCAAACCAAUUGAGACCGUUGUCUUGCUCUCGCAACACCCUCCACCGUGCUCAUGGCUCUGCCAGUUGGUCUCAGGGAGACACAAAAGUUCUUGCUGCUGUUUAUGGACCAAAAGCUGGAACAAAAAAGAAUGAAAAUCCUGAGAAGCCCUGCUUUGAAGUUAUUUGGAAGCCUAAAUCUGGACAAAUUGGGAAACUGGAGAAAGAAUACGAGAUGAUUCUCAAGCGGACUGUACAAAGCAUAUGCAUUUUGACUGUCAAUCAAAAUACCACAACCUCAAUUAUAAUUCAGGUUGUCCACGAUGAUGGUGCUCUUCUGCCUUGUGCCAUAAAUGCAGCAUGUGCUGCUCUUGUAGAUGCUGGAAUUCCUAUGAAGCAUCUUGCUGUUGCAAUAUGUUGCUGCUUGGCAGAAAGUGGAUAUGUGAUUCUGGACCCCACAAAGUUAGAAGAGCAGAAAAUGAAGGCAUUUGCUUACUUAGUGUUUCCAAACUCAAUUCUCUCGGUCCUUCCAGAAGGGUCAUCAUUGGUGGAAGGUGAACCCAUGGAGCAUGGGAUCAUUACUUCUGUUACACAUGGUGCAAUGUCAGUGGACGACUAUUUUCACUGUCUAGAUAGAGGGCGUGCUGCAAGUGCAAAGUUGUCCGACUUUCUGAGGAGGAACUUGCAAUCACAAUUACCAAGCCACUCAUCCAAAGCAGGGUGAUUUUAAAGUAACUGCCUCCCACAAAAUCUUGGACUGGUUUGGAUUAAUGGGUGCCUUCCUUUGUUGCCUGGUAUGGCUGAUUAUGGGAGGGUGUUAUUUGAGGAGAGUACGUGCCUCUAUGAAGAAACUUGAUGUAAACAACAAAUGGAACCAAAACCUGUUGUUAUGGUAGGGGUUUUGACCCACAGCAUAGCCUGCUUGUUGUACUGGGAAGUGGGAAGUACUUUUCAGUAUAUUGUAGAAAUAUCAUUUUUGGUCAUUAUUUCUGAUCUAAUCCUUUUCAUU
Molecule: messenger RNA, 1198 nt
Organism: Pistacia vera
Lineage: Eukaryota; Viridiplantae; Streptophyta; Magnoliopsida; Sapindales; Anacardiaceae
Product: exosome complex exonuclease RRP46 homolog
Exons: 9
Coding region: 182-913 (243 amino acids)
Biological process (GO): rRNA catabolic process; U4 snRNA 3'-end processing; poly(A)-dependent snoRNA 3'-end processing
Cellular component (GO): nucleolus; nuclear exosome (RNase complex); cytoplasmic exosome (RNase complex)
Source: RefSeq, a predicted model, not a curated record